Rhopilema esculentum is the source of this 5513-nucleotide messenger RNA. The record is from RefSeq and is a predicted model, not a curated record. Lineage: Eukaryota; Metazoa; Cnidaria; Scyphozoa; Rhizostomeae; Rhizostomatidae.
AAUCAUUCAGAAAUUAAGCUGAGAAUGAGUUUUCCCACAACCACCUGUUGUACUUGAUAGCGUUCAGCAGACUUUAGUUGUUUUAUUCUUUUUCAUCUUUAAGAGUUGGAAUGUGGUCGAGCACGUGUUCUAAGGUUUCGGCCAAGGGCAUGGAGCCGAUAAACCCUGCACCACGAUUUCGAAUGUUUGGAGGGAAUUAUAUGGGAGGAUGGUGAAGAAGGUAAAAGACGCAUUUCGCAGUGCCUUGCAAAACUUCGCACAUAUUUUCAAUGGAUAAAGUGAUGCUUGAAUCUAGGUAGAGAUGGAAAAUGAACUUAUUUGUCCUGUUUGUCGAGAAUUCUUUAAAGAUCCAGUUGCCUUGCCUUGCUCACACAAUCUUUGUUUUGACUGCGCAAAGAAGUCAGUUGCCUCUGCAAACCCGGAAUCACAGCACAACGAUGGGGCUUCAGACGAUAGUGGAUACCUCAGUAUCGGCGAAUUUCAGCAAAUGUGUCUAACCAGUAAUCGGCCACCUCAUCCCCUGCCCUUUCCUCAAUUCAUUCUAACCUGUUCACGUUGCUCACAAAAUUAUGGCCUAGACGAACGAGGUUUAGACAGCUUGCCCCGAAAUUUAAUCCUUGAAGGAUUGGUUCAAAGGUUUCAAGCAAAAAAUAAUGAGCUUGAGUGUCAACUGUGCGAAAGCCAACCAGCUACUAAAGCUGCAUGGAUGUGUGAGCAAUGUCAAGUGGCCUAUUGCGAGGGCUGUCUCAAUGUCUAUCAUCCAAAGAGGGGACCCCUGGCGAAACAUUCACUUGUUCGACCAGUUCCGGACAAAGUUGCUCAAAACUCAUCGAAAAGCCGGUCAAUUUUGAAGUGUAUAGAACAUGAAGAGGAAAAUAUUAGCAUGUACUGUACACAUUGUAAGUGCACGGUCUGUUAUUUGUGUUUUGAAGGAGGUCGUCACAGUGGCCAUGAAGCCAAAGCCCUUGGUUUGAUGUUCAAAGAACAGAAGAAUGAACUGGCAAAGAAUGCAAAAACAUUGGGUGACAAAAGCAGAGAGCUCCAGAAUUUUAUUCAUCUGUUGCAGGAUAAUUUAUCAAAAGUCACUGAGAACGGAGUUGAAUUUGAGGCACAAAUUGUUGCUAAAUUUGAUGAAUUAAGCAAAGCACUGGAGGAAACAAGAUGUAAGCUGAUUGAAUGUGUCAAUAAUCAUGUUUCUUGUAAAGGUCAGAUGGUUCGAGACCAAAGCAAUUUAUGUAAAGAAAAACUGAAAAAUACAACAGGACUUUUGCAAUAUACAUUCGAAGUUCUGAAGGAAAGUGACCCAUCAGGAUUUUUAACGAUAUCCAAUCCACUGAAUAACAGAUUGUGCACGAACCUAAAAGACUGGGAAAGCGACGGGGCAUUACGACCAAUCUCAACGCCAGAGAUCGAGCUCACAUUGGAUCCAUCGCCAAUUAUUGCUUCUCUUGCAGCUCUCCAGUUCACAGAAUUGACUGGCCCUGGAGUGCCAGAAAUCAUCCCUGAUGAAUGCUCAGUAACAAAUAAUAAUAUUGUCCUGUCGUGGAGGAUGUUGGAUAAGAGUUCUCCCGAUGGCUAUCUCAUAGAAAUUGAUGACGGCAUUGGUGGAUCCUUCGAAGUAGUAUAUGAAACGGACAAGAAUUUCUGCAGUCUUGGCGGGCUGCAGUUUCAUUCAACAUAUAGGGCUCGUGUAAGGGCUUUCAAUAGAGCGGGUGAAGGGGAACCAAGCGAAGUUGUUUACCUAACGACACCUGAUGUGGCAGUUUUCAAUCUCGACGCGGCCACUGCCCACCCGGAUAUCAGGAUAAGUUGCGAAAACAUGGUUAUGACGUGCAACAGUUUUGAGAAUCGAGUUGUUCUUGGUGAUGUCGGGUUUAGCCGUGGCAAACACUACUGGGAAGUGACAGUAGACAGAUACGAAGGCAACCCCGAUCCAGCCUUUGGUAUUGCACAAGAGGAUGUUGCGAAGGACGUGAUUCUUGGGCGUGACGAUAAGGCCUGGGCUGUUUAUGUUGAUAGCACAAGGAGCUGGUAUCAACAUAACAACGAGCAUUUGUUUCGUUCCGAAGGUGGAAUCGAGGCUGGAUCAACAGUAGGACUGCUCAUUGACUUAGAUGAAAAUACAGUAACUUUUUAUUGUAAUGGUGAGAAGAGAGGUCCAGUUUCGUUCCCCAGUCUGGCCAAUGCUGAUGUUGUUUACCCAGCUUUUAGUUUGAAUAGGAAUGUUUCGAUGACCCUCCAUACGGGUCUGGAGGUAAACUGCGAGGACUAGAUCUUCAUUUGCGCCGCGAGGUUUAUCUUCCAUACGGAUGAAGUUUCCCAUGUUUAUGUUUUUAAGAAUAAGAGUAAAAUUAUUUGCAAAAUGUAGAUAUUUAUUUAUUGUUUUCAUGUGUAAAUAUGAUUCUGUAGAAGAAUGCCAUAUUAGAAGUAAGGGCAGAGGCCCACAGAUCUAGUUUAGCCAUUGUUGUUUCUUCGUUGUGAUAAUCAUUGCGAAUAUGCAUUUAGCCAGAUGCGAAUUUAACGAGGGUGUGGUCAGUUCUAUUCGAUAAUUCACACACUCCUAUGCCAUACACAAUUCAAACCUUCCCCCCAAUUCCUCCUAUAUCUGCCGCAGCUGGCAGCAAAAGAUAGACAUUCAAAUCAGAACCAUCCAUAUACGAGUGGCUUCACUGAUUUUCGUUCCAUUUGGCAGUUUCAGAAAGGAAGUAUAUCUCUAGUUUAUAGUAAACUUUUAAAAUUCUUUGUGCGAGGCAUUUUGCUUUCCAGGUGUAUUCUAAUCUCAACCUCGAGUAAAUGAAUUGUCUUAUAACUAUUUAUUCAAAAAUACUCUGCCAAAAAAGCUACCCAUGUAACAUAAAAUAUGUUUAACAAGUUGCUUUCGUUAGCUUAUGUAAACUGAGGUUGUUGUGCAAGCCAAACCCUUGUGUGUAUCCCUAGUGUUCUAAGGGACAACAAAUUGCUCUCUGGAAGAGGUCUUCAGUUUAUAUUUGAAAGCGAUAGGUAGGUAGGAAGCUAGAAAGAUUAAGCUCAUUUGAUAAUUUUUUUUGUUUUUUCAACCAUUUUCCCCAAGAAAAUUACCAAUCCAAUACCCAGAAGUUUUUGAAUAAAGCGCACUAGAAGGCCUUAAGAGAAAUCUCAAGAGAUUCCUCUGAUCAAAAGAUCAUAUUAAGUCUCCUGGUUAGGUCCAAUAAACCUUAAGGAAACGAGUUCAGAGCCCAUGGCCUACUUAGCCAGUGAAAUAAACCAGUUUUUGCAGGGUUCUUUUAAAGUGACUUUCCCGUUGCUGCUAUCAUGGGACACUGUUGUCUAACAACAUUUUUGGGGAGACGAACAGAAGAAAGUCUUUUGGUGGGUGAGGCAACCCUCCGUCCUGUCAUCAAAGAGCUUGCGCAUACAAUUAAACCAUUAUUGCGCAUGCACUUUGACAACAGGACGGAGGGUUGCCUCACACAUUUGAUGAUUUUGACUUGCCAACCAGGCAUUACAGUUUUGAUUGAUGUAGCUUUCGUCGCCAUGUCGUCAUUUAUAUUCUUUUACAGAGAUCUCUAUUGAAGUAAUUUUAUUUAUUGAUAGCUUUAUAUUUAUUGGUAAUCAACGAUAUGGUUGUUAUUUAUGAUUAUAGUGUUCAAGCUUAUGUUCUCGUAAAAUAUAUUUAUUACAGUAAGUGUAUUUAUCUGGCCUCGAAUAUCAGCAAAUCUGAAUUCAAUAUGCAGGCACGUGGGAUAUAUUCAUUGCGCCCUUGGAUUUCAUGCCCCCCCCCCCUAAAACAUGUGUCAUCACUGGGCUGCCUUCUUGUAAAAUCCCAUCCCCCUUGAACUAGACUGAUUUGCAGAUAAUCACUGUAGAACCGGAGGAAUGUAUUGUAAGAUAUACUACUACUACUACUAAGACGUUACACGCAGUUAAUACUGCACGACGCGUCUCACAAUGCCGAGCCAGUUCUUUCUGUCCUGUGUCAGAUAAUCUAUUCAAUGUUUGUGCUUCUUUUGAGAGAUCCAGUUUAAUUCCGAUGCCGGCCAAAUCUUGCCUUACUGUCUGCAUCCAGGUCGUCUUUGGUCUUCCUUGUGGCCGUUUUACUAUAACUACUUCAGACAUCUCAUAAAGAAAAAUGCAGGACUGGCGACGUCGUUUUAUUAAGGCAAGCCUUGGGGUUGGGGAAGGGGCCAAAGGCAUUAACCCUUUCCCCAACGCUGAGGCGAUGCACAGUGAAGUGUGAUUUAAGUAUUAGUUAACAAAAGAAUGGUUAUUUCAAUUUGUAGCUAAAAUAAUUGUUGUAGCCGAGAAAGAGCGAUGAAAGUAAAGUGUGGACCUGUUUUCUGAUUAUUUGGCUCGUUACUCUUCGUGUGUUUGUUGGUCGUUUUCUCAACAAAUACAAUAGUGGCAGCUUCUCUCAUAAAACCCAGUCUGCAGUGACUUUAUGACCAUAAUGGGAACAUUACUUUGAUAGAAGGAAACCGUCUGAAUUGUCCCAGAAAUGUAAUUCCGGAAAUUUUUCGUCAGAAAAUUCGCUAAUAAGGGAGUCCAAUAAUCCAACGACAGAUAGAAAUAACGGCUCAAAAAUCGUUUGAAAAAAGGGUUUACCAUUCUUUAAAAACUUGUGCAUAUGUUUAAAAGAUAAUUGUUUCUUUGUGUUUGACAUUUGAAUAUGAAAUUAGAUCAUUGAAUUGAAUUUGAAUUGAAUUAUGAGCAAUGGGGUACCAUGUAACAAUCCUUUGAACACUUUUUUUUAGAAUUUUGUCAGAAUCUAUGAAGUGGCCUUGAAUAAAAGCAAGCGUUUUGAAACAAGUUACUAAAGCUUUUCGUCUGAGACUUCAGAGUAUAAAGCGUCAGAAUAUAGAUCGAAAACUCCACGCUAGGAAAUAUAUAUACCCAGUUGUGGAUCGAAUAGGUCAAUUGAAACGCAAGCACGUGACUGUUCAGGUUGCCCAAUCAGUGCCCAGUCUUAAAAGUCAAGUAUUGGAUAAGAAUAAUCUUUCCCACUGUGCUGCUUAAAUAAGUUAAGGCAAUUUUGGUUUCAGAAAAAAAUUAUGAUUUGAUCUAUAAUUCAGGGAAUCCGUGGAAGUAAUGGUUGAAACAGACCAAGGAAAGUCUUGAUUUCAGUUUGUGAGAAAUUAGCAUUACGAUUUGUUUAUUAGCAUCUUGUUUGUUUGUUAUUUGACCGUACAGGCUAUAAAAACAUCUAAAAACAUAAAUAGGAAGCUGACGAACAAUCAUAGGACACCUGUAAAACCGACAGAAGUACAUCUUUUGAAGAUUUGCGUCAAAUCCAAGGCACGGUGCAAGGACAGCGCUAUUGCUCUUCAGUUUUCUUGUUAGCUUUGUUUGGUUUGAGAAAACUUGGUCUUGAGGUUUUGGCCUUAUGCCUUACGUGUCACGAUGCAUUCUUGUCCCGAAUAUACUUUUGGUCGAUUUUCCUCUAUAAUAGACAGUUUUCUUGACAUGCAUCCAUUUUAAAAAUCAUGGAAAAUAAUAUUGAAAUUUUCUUUGUAAAGCUUCCUCUAGAUUCUAGACCU